AUGAACAUCAACAAGACCUGCGGGCGUUCGCACUGCACCGGCCCCCCUGUCAACCCAGUGUGGGCAGCGAACGAAGAGCCGUUGUUUCUGGGACGAAACAUCUUCUCUCUGGGGCAAAUUGUGCCGGAGUCUCGCGAGAAUUUCGCACACGGUAAUCCAGAAGAGGAGCGAUUCAUCUGGUUCUACUGCGAGGUACACAACGUGUGCAAGCAAGCCGUCUUGGCUGCAUGUGUGGGUAGAUCGCACAUGGCUGUCCGUAUCAUCAUCAACAAACUCCGCAAUAGACGUACACUUCUCUCCGCGCAAGGAGUUCCUCCUCAAGAUCCUGCUUGGGAUUUCACCAAGCCUGCGCGUUCUGCUACGGGCUCACCAACUCUGCCGGCUGUCAACCCUCCUCCGGGUCCUCCGGUGGUCACUUCGGCACCAUUGGCCCCGACUACGGCCCAAGCAACACUCGCGGGGCCCACCAUCGCACCACCUACAACGACCGUCGGCGCCAGUACAUCGAAUUUUGAUGCUUUGCAGGCUUUAUUAGCCAACUAUGCCCGACUAGCGGGUUCCAAUACAACCCCACCGGCCGUGAACACCGCACCAUCUGCACCGGCUACCACAACAUUCCUUCCAGCAUUGGCUAAUGUUGCGCUACCUGCAACUUUCCCAGGCGGUGCUUAUCCUCGCGUUAACCCUGUUUCGGGUUGGACGGCCAUCAACGCCGCACCACCGGCCGUGAACACUACACCAUAUGCGCCGGCUGCCACUGCAUUCCUUCCAGCAGGUCCCAACUCUGGUUUCCCAGCAUUGGCUAAUGUUGCGCUACCUGCAACUUUCUCAGGCGCUGGUUAUCCUCGCGUUAACCCUGUUUCGGGUUGGACGGCCAUCAACGCCGCACCAGCGGCCGCGAACACUACACCAUCUGCACCGGCUGCCACUACACUGCCUGCAUCUUCCGCCGCUGCACACACAUCACCAACUCUCACCAUCACAUCAUCUCCAAUCUCCGGUGGCUCAUGGGGUUCCCUCACACAUAGACGCCCCACCGCCUCCUCCUCAAGCUCGCCAACUCCGGAGUAUCAUCUAGGCCCCUCUCAGGAAACUUCCCUGGAUCGCCUUCCGGCCACAUCUAAGACGCAUAUUGCGCCGGCUACGAUGGGCGACCCUGAUCAUGAGAUGGCUGAUGAAGAAAGGCAGAUCAUCAGCCUUUCGCACAUCAGUGCGGUGGAGUUCAGAAAAAGACCACUCGAAGAAAUCUUCAAGCAGUACGCUGCGGACACUACCAUGGAAGAUGUGAGUAACAUGAGGGAGGAAAUGGAUAUGAGGGAUGCUUUGUUGGMUGCUGUCGAGGGUGAUUAG
Messenger RNA from Ramularia collo-cygni, 1350 nucleotides. RefSeq lists its product as uncharacterized. The record is from RefSeq and is a predicted model, not a curated record. The coding region runs from base 1 to 1350 and encodes 449 amino acids. NCBI's taxonomy places the organism in Eukaryota, Fungi, Ascomycota, Dothideomycetes, Mycosphaerellales, Mycosphaerellaceae. The transcript has a single exon.